CCAGGGAGGAGGCAUGAGAGCCCUGCCGUUACCGCUUCUCCUGCCGUACAGUUGCCACCUCGAGGCCUAGCUCUGGCUCUUUGGAUCGGCUCCUGUGGGAAGGAGUCAUAAAGAGGGAAGCGAAGACUGGACACUGCCUUGCAUUUGGUUUGCAUUGGAAGAACUAACCCAAGAGGAAGAGAAUAGGGGGGAAGGGGGAGGUAGUCUCAAGAUGGCGGCUCCCAGGGCAACAGGCGCAGCCUGAGCAGGAGACGAACUCAACGGAGAGGUGCAAGACCUCACGACCUGUACGGCCUGUGCUCUCGGGAAGUCCCUGACAGAUCGGUCUGGUUGCCUUGGCUUUGGGCGCGCCUCCAUUCCUUAGGAGUGUCGAGGUUGUUUGGGGAGUGGCGGCUCUACUAACUGCUGGGCGGGGAAGCGGGACGGUCUCAAGAUGGCGACUCCCACAAUUGUGGUUUAAGCGCCGGCGGGGUUGGGACGAUCACGGCGUUUGUGGCUCCUUUCCACCCGCCCCGGAAGCCAGCCAGUGCUGAGCACUUGGGGGUGUGGGAACCGGGCCGGGGCUCCGCCAUUUCCGGCGGGGGAGGGAUACGACUGAGGAAGGGAGGAGAGAGAGGCGUCUCAAGAUGGCGGCUCCCAGAGCCUCUCGUCCGAGCUUGUAAGCCGGAGGAUCCAGGCAAAUAGUCAGGGCGGCGGGACUCAGUGGCCUCCAGCUUUUUGGGCCUAGGUGCUCGACAGUUCCGGGAAUCUUGCGAGAAGACCGGGCGAGCGAGAAGAAGGGGAAGAGCCAAAGGGUAGGGGGGUAGUUAAGAUGGCGGCCUCCAUGGAGUCGUCUACCGCGGUGUGAACAGCCGCUUCUCCGUGAGAGCUGCCUUAGACCAAAGGGGGUGUGUGUUCGGAAUUGAGGGUCUCCCUUCCUGCUCGGCAACUUCGUUCCACCUCACCCUUUCCUGUAACCAUGGCUUCGGCCGUGUCGCCCGCCAACUCGCCAGCGGUGCUCUUACAGCCCCGCUGGAAGCGAGUGGUGGGCUGGUCGGGUCCCGUGCCCCGACCCCGCCACGGCCAUCGAGCCGUGGCCAUCAAGGAGCUCAUCGUGGUAUUUGGCGGCGGCAAUGAAGGGAUAGUGGACGAACUGCACGUGUAUAACACGGCAACCAACCAGUGGUUCAUCCCAGCUGUGCGAGGGGACAUCCCUCCAGGGUGUGCAGCCUAUGGCUUCGUGUGUGACGGUACUCGCCUGCUAGUGUUUGGUGGGAUGGUGGAAUAUGGGAAAUACAGCAACGACCUCUACGAGCUGCAGGCGAGCCGAUGGGAGUGGAAGAGACUCAAAGCAAAGACACCCAAAAAUGGACCCCCUCCGUGCCCUCGGCUUGGGCACAGCUUCUCCCUUGUGGGCAACAAAUGCUACCUGUUUGGGGGUCUGGCCAAUGAUAGUGAAGACCCCAAGAACAACAUUCCAAGGUACCUGAAUGAUUUAUAUAUCCUGGAAUUACGACCAGGCUCCGGAGUGGUAGCCUGGGACAUCCCCAUCACUUACGGGGUCCUUCCCCCACCACGGGAGUCUCAUACUGCUGUGGUCUACACUGAGAAAGAUAAUAAGAAAUCCAAGCUGGUGAUCUAUGGAGGGAUGAGUGGCUGCAGGCUGGGGGACCUCUGGACCCUGGACAUUGAGACGCUGACAUGGAACAAGCCUAGCCUCAGUGGGGUGGCACCCCUUCCUCGCAGUCUCCACUCUGCAACUACUAUAGGAAACAAAAUGUACGUGUUUGGUGGCUGGGUGCCUCUUGUCAUGGAUGAUGUCAAAGUGGCUACACACGAGAAGGAGUGGAAGUGCACCAACACGCUGGCUUGUCUCAACCUGGAUACCAUGGCCUGGGAAACCAUUCUGAUGGACACACUGGAGGACAACAUUCCCCGGGCCCGUGCUGGCCACUGUGCAGUCGCCAUCAACACCCGCCUGUACAUUUGGAGUGGGCGCGACGGCUACCGCAAGGCAUGGAAUAACCAAGUAUGCUGCAAGGACCUCUGGUACCUGGAGACAGAAAAGCCACCGCCCCCAGCCCGAGUACAACUGGUACGAGCUAAUACCAACUCUCUGGAGGUGAGCUGGGGGGCAGUGGCAACAGCCGACAGUUACCUUCUUCAGCUCCAGAAAUAUGACAUUCCUGCCACGGCUGCUACCGCCACCUCCCCCACACCCAAUCCAGUCCCAUCCGUGCCUGCCAACCCUCCCAAGAGCCCUGCCCCAGCAGCAGCUGCCCCUGCUGUACAGCCACUGACCCAAGUAGGCAUCACGCUCCUGCCCCAAGCUGCUGCUGCCGCUGCCGCUGCCGCCGCCGCACCCCCGACCACUACCACUAUCCAGGUUUUGCCCACCGUGCCAGGCAGCUCCAUUGCUGUGCCCACCGCAGCCAGGACUCAAGGUGUCCCUGCUGUUCUCAAAGUGACUGGACCUCAGGCCACUGCAGGAACCCCAUUGGUCACUAUGCGGCCUGCCAGUCAAGCUGGAAAAGCCCCUGUUACUGUGACCUCCCUGCCUGCUGGUGUACGAAUGGUUGUGCCCACACAGAGUGCCCAGGGGACGGUGAUUGGCAGCAACCCACAGAUGAGUGGAAUGGCUGCCCUAGCAGCUGCUGCCGCCGCCACCCAGAAAAUCCCCCCUUCCUCGGCACCCACUGUGCUGAGUGUCCCAGCGGGGACCACCAUUGUCAAGACUGUGGCUGUCACACCUGGCACGACCACCCUCCCGGCCACUGUGAAGGUGGCCUCCUCCCCUGUCAUGGUGAGCAACCCAGCCACUCGCAUGCUGAAGACCGCAGCUGCCCAAGUGGGCACAUCUGUGUCCUCUGCAGCUAACACAUCUACCCGCCCUAUCAUCACGGUACACAAGUCUGGAACAGUGACGGUGGCUCAGCAAGCCCAAGUAGUGACCACGGUAGUGGGCGGUGUCACCAAGACCAUCACCCUGGUGAAAAGCCCUAUCUCUGUCCCAGGAGGCAGUGCUCUGAUUUCCAAUCUGGGGAAAGUGAUGUCAGUGGUCCAGACCAAACCAGUUCAGACUUCAGCUGUUACUGGCCAAGCGUCUACAGGCCCCGUGACUCAGAUCAUCCAGACCAAAGGGCCCCUGCCAGCAGGGACAAUCCUGAAGCUGGUGACCUCAGCCGAUGGCAAGCCCACCACCAUUAUCACCACCACUCAGGCCAGUGGGGCCGGGACCAAGCCCACCAUCUUGGGCAUUAGCAGCGUCUCCCCCAGCACCACCAAACCCGGCACGACCACCAUUAUCAAGACCAUCCCCAUGUCGGCCAUCAUCACCCAAGCGGGUGCCACAGGCGUGACCAGCACUCCCGGCAUCAAGUCCCCCAUCACCAUCAUCACCACCAAAGUUAUGACUUCGGGGACUGGAACACCCGCCAAGAUCAUCACCGCGGUUCCCAAGAUUGCUACAGGCCACGGGCAGCAAGGAGUGACCCAGGUGGUGCUAAAGGGGGCCCCUGGACAGCCAGGCACCAUCCUCCGCACCGUGCCCAUGGGCGGCGUUCGCCUGGUCACCCCAGUCACCGUCUCCGCUGUCAAGCCAGCCGUCACCACAUUGGUUGUGAAGGGCACCACAGGUGUCACAACCCUAGGCACAGUGACGGGUACCGUCUCUACCAGCCUCGCUGGCGCUGGGGCCCACAGCACCAGCGCCUCCCUGGCUACACCCAUUACCACCCUGGGCACCAUUGCCACCCUCUCGAGUCAGGUGAUCAAUCCUACUGCCAUCACUGUGUCUGCGGCCCAGACUACCUUGACAGCUGCCGGCGGCCUCACCACCCCCACCAUCACCAUGCAGCCCGUGUCUCAGCCUACCCAGGUGACUUUGAUCACGGCACCCAGUGGAGUGGAGGCCCAGCCCGUGCAUGACCUUCCUGUGUCCAUUCUGGCCUCACCUACGACAGAACAGCCCACGGCCACGGUCACCAUUGCUGACUCGGGGCAAGGGGAUGUGCAGCCUGGCACGGUGACCCUGGUGUGCUCCAACCCGCCCUGCGAGACGCACGAGACGGGCACCACCAACACCGCCACCACCACCGUGGUGGCUAACCUUGGGGGCCACCCCCAGCCUACCCAAGUGCAGUUUGUUUGUGACAGACAGGAAGCAGCUUCACUCGUGACCUCUGCCGUGGGCCAGCAGAAUGGCAGUGUGGUCCGCGUCUGCUCCAAUCCGCCCUGUGAGACCCACGAGACAGGCACCACCAACACAGCCACCACAGCCACGUCCAACCUAGCCGGGCAGCAUGGCUGCUCCAACCCGCCCUGCGAGACCCACGAGACGGGCACCACCAGCACUGCCACCACAGCCAUGUCCAACAUGGGGGCCCGGCAGCAGCGAGACGCCCGUCGCGCCUCGGGCACCCCCACUCUGGUCCGCAUCGCUGUGGCUCCUGGGGUGUCAGAGGGAGCCCCGGGCGCUGUCAAGCCUCCGUGCCAAGCCCGCCAGAUGUGCGCAACAAGCACCACCGUGACUGUGAUGGCCACCGGGGGCCCGCGCUCAGCCGGGCCCAUGCUCAGGCCCAGCGCUGCCCUGGAGGCUGCGGCCCACAGCCCUGUUUUUGUGCAACCCGCCCCUCCAGGCAGCAGCAAAGCCAGCCUGAGCGCUCCCGGCAGCAAGGACGUGCUCCUCGGGUGCCAGCUGGAGCCCCAUCCCACCUACACCUCCAACGCCCCGACUGUGGCCCUCCCCGUGAUGGGGGCCGGGGAGCCUGGCACCGUGCUGGGCAUCCCCGCGCCCCUGUACGAGAGCCUGCACCCAGGAGCGCCCAGCACCACCAUGACUGUGACGGCCCUGGAGGCGCUGCUGUGCCCCUCGGCCACCGUGACCCAAGUGUGCUCCAACCCACCCUGUGAGACCCACGAGACGGGCACCACCAACACCGCCACUACCUCCAAUGCGGGCAGCGCCCAGCGGGUGUGCUCCAACCCGCCUUGCGAGACUCACGAGACGGGCACCACUCACACGGCCACCACUGCCACCGCCAACGGGGGUGCAGGCCAGCCCGAUGGCGGGCAGCAGCCCCCACCAGGCCACCCCUGCGAGACACACCAGACCACUUCCACUGGCACUACCAUGUCAGUCAGUGUGGGCGCCCUGCUGCCCGACGCCGCCCCUGCUCACAGGACCCUAGAGUCCGCCGUCUCCUCCCAGGCCGGUGCUUCAUUGCUGACUCCCUUCCCGACACAGAGGGUGUGCUCCAACCCUCCCUGUGAGACCCACGAGACGGGCACCACGCACACAGCCACCACUGUCACCUCCAACAUGAGCUCAAACCAAGACCCCCCACCAGCUGCCAGUGACCAGGGGGAAGCGGAGAGCACCCAGGGUGACAGCAUAAACAUCACCAGCUCCAGUGCCAUCACCACGACUGUGUCCUCCACGCUGCCCCGAGCGGUGACCACCGUGACACAGUCCACACCAGUACCAGGCCCCUCUGUGCCGAAGAUCUCAUCACUGACUGAAACUGCCCCAGGGGCUCUGACUUCCGAAGUCCCCAUUCCGGCCACCAUAACAGUGACCAUAGCCAACACAGAAACUUCUGACAUGCCCUUCUCUGCUGUUGACAUCCUGCAGCCCCCGGAAGAACUCCAGAUCUCACCAGGGCCUCGCCAGCAGCUGCCACCCCGGCAACUCCUGCAGUCUACCGCCACGCCCCUGAUGGCGGAAUCCACCGAGGUCCUGACAGCCUCCCAGACCCCUGAGCUCCAGGCCGCCGUGGAUCUGAGCAGCACGGGGGACCCAUCUUCGGGCCAGGAGCCUGCCAGCUCGGCAGUAGUGGCCACUGUGGUGGUCCAGCCGCCCCCGCCCACACAGUCUGAAGUAGACCAGUUGUCCCUGCCCCAAGAGCUGAUGGCUGAGGCCCAGGCGGGCACCACCACGCUCAUGGUGACAGGGCUCACCCCCGAGGAGCUGGCGGUGACUGCAGCAGCUGAAGCAGCUGCCCAGGCCGCAGCCACAGAGGAAGCUCAGGCCCUGGCCAUCCAGGCAGUGCUCCAGGCUGCCCAACAGGCCGUCAUGGGUACGGGGGAGCCCAUGGAUACCUCCGAGGCAGCAGCGGCCGUGACCCAGGCUGAGCUGGGACACCUUUCAGCCGAAGGCCAGGAGGGCCAGGCCACCACCAUCCCCAUUGUGCUGACCCAGCAGGAGCUGGCCGCCCUGGUGCAGCAGCAGCAGCAGCUGCAGGAGGCCCAGGCCCAGCAGCAGCACCACCUCCCCACCGAGGCCCUGGCCCCCGCCGACAGCCUCAAUGACCCAACCAUCGAGAGCAACUGUCUGAACGAGCUGGCCGGGGCUGUCCCCAACACGGUGGCCUUGCUGCCUUCUACGGCCACCGAAAGCCUGGCUCCAUCCAACACGUUCGUGGCCCCCCAGCCUGUUGUGGCCAGCCCAGCGAAGCUGCAGGCUGCGGCUACCCUGACUGAAGUGGCCAAUGGCAUUGAGACUCUGGGCGUGAAACCAGACUUGCCACCCCCACCCAGCAAAGCCCCCGUCAAAAAGGAGAACCAGUGGUUUGACGUGGGGGUCAUUAAGGGCACCAAUGUAAUGGUGACCCACUACUUUCUGCCAUCAGAAGACUCUGUCCCGUUGGAUGAUGACUCGAGCACAGUCCCUGACUAUAACCAGCUGAAGAAGCAGGAGCUGCAGCCAGGCACAGCCUACAAGUUUCGUGUUGCUGGUAUCAACGCCUGUGGCCGGGGGCCCUUCAGUGAGAUAUCGGCCUUUAAGACCUGUCUGCCUGGCUUUCCAGGAGCUCCUUGUGCCAUUAAAAUUAGCAAAAGUCCCGAUGGUGCCCACCUCACCUGGGAGCCGCCCUCAGUGACGUCUGGCAAGAUCAUCGAGUACUCUGUGUACCUGGCCAUCCAGAGCUCCCAGGCCGGAGGCGAGUCCAAGAGCUCGGCCCCGGCGCAGCUGGCCUUCAUGCGAGUGUAUUGUGGGCCCAGCCCCUCCUGCCUAGUGCAGUCAUCCAGCCUGUCCAAUGCCCACAUUGACUAUACCACCAAACCCGCCAUCAUCUUCCGCAUCGCCGCCCGGAAUGAGAAGGGCUAUGGCCCAGCCACGCAAGUGAGGUGGUUGCAAGAAACCAGUAAAGACAGCUCGGGCACCAAGCCAGCCAGCAAGCGGCCCAUGUCCUCUCCGGAGAUGAAAUCUGCUCCAAAGAAGUCGAAGGCAGAUGGCCAGUGAGAUUGAGCUGACCAGCACCUGGAUUCUCCUCCAGACCCCCUCUGCUUCAGGAAGCACCCUCCAGGGCCCUCCCCUUCCGCCCUGCCUGCCUGGCCUUUGUACUUCGCCUCACCAGCCACUGGCCACCCACCAUGCGUUCCCCUCCCGCCUCUUUUUUUACAAGAAUCGAAAGAAAGCACAUUUCAACCAUUGCUGCUGGGGGGAAGCAGAAGGCAGAUUGGAAAGAGCAGUGAGCAAGCAAGCAAGCGAGAGAGAGAGCUGGGCUCUUCCUUCCUCCCUUCUUCCUUUCCUCCCUCCUUCCCUCCCUCCUCCUCCACCCAACAUCCGCCCCAGGACUGAGUAAGACUGGAGAAUUCCAGAGACCUUGGGGGAAGAGAAAAAUUCAGAGCGGAUAGUGCCCGCUUCUCCAAGUCCAGGCCCAAUCAUGUUCUGGGGUCCUGGCCCCCCCCCGGCUGAGGGGCGAUCAGGAUCAGGGUGAGAGGCCCAUAGGAGUGAGGGGAGAGCCCCAUGCCAGCUGCCUCCUUGGAGGCCAGGUCCAGUCCUGUUACAUUAGUGCCCUUGUGUCCCGCCACCUCCCCGCCUCUCGCUUCGCCAGCCGCGUCUCACCAGGCAAACCCCCAGGAAGCUUCCACACCUCUCAGAGGCCUUUGUGUGCCCGCCUUCCCCCCACGCCCCCUUUACCAAGAGAAAAGAAAGAAGGAAAAAGCAAAAGGGAGGAAGGAGCCUGGAAGGCAAGCCUGCGCAGCGGCUGCAGAAUCCUCCAGAAUCCUCCGUGCGCCCGGAGCCAGCGCCGCUCACAACUGCUGCAUUUGUUGUAUUUUUUAAGUUGAGAUUGAAGUUAACAUUUUUAUUGUAAUUUUAGCCUUAGCGUGUGGGGUUUUUGGCCCCCCCUUUUUUGUUGUUGUUUGUUAGCUGUGUACAGAACGUGUAACUUUUUUUUUCUCUUCUUUUUUUCUCCUUGGCUAAUCUUUGACAGGGAUCUUUCUGGAGAAAACAGCGGGGGUCAGCAAGGGCAGGAGAGGUCUGGGGUCUCUCGUGUAGGAUCUGGUAGUCAAUACCCAGUCUAGUCUCCUCCAACUAACCCCUGUGCCCUUUGUCCCCAUGCCUCUGGGACAAAGAAAGGGUGAGCUUCCCCGAGAGUGAGCACUCCCCUGGAAGAGGCCUCAUCUCCCUCAGCAUCAUUGUUUCAGAAAUUGACCCUGGCUCUGGCGGCCAC
Molecule: messenger RNA, 8435 nt
Organism: Dipodomys ordii (Ord's kangaroo rat)
Lineage: Eukaryota; Metazoa; Chordata; Mammalia; Rodentia; Heteromyidae
Gene: Hcfc1
Product: host cell factor C1
Exons: 26
Coding region: 959-7219 (2086 amino acids)
Biological process (GO): chromatin remodeling; regulation of DNA-templated transcription
Cellular component (GO): histone methyltransferase complex
Molecular function (GO): transcription coactivator activity; protein binding
Source: RefSeq, a predicted model, not a curated record